Molecule: messenger RNA, 1107 nt
Organism: Spinacia oleracea (spinach)
Lineage: Eukaryota; Viridiplantae; Streptophyta; Magnoliopsida; Caryophyllales; Amaranthaceae
Product: protein PELPK1-like
Exons: 1
Coding region: 1-1107 (368 amino acids)
Source: RefSeq, a predicted model, not a curated record
AUGGGUUCUCGCUUGUUUCUUCUUGGAAUGCUGCUUGUUGCUUGUGUGCUGAGUACCGGGACAAUGCCGGUUGCAGCUCGCCGCCUUCUAGAGGCUUCCUUGCCAGAGUAUCCUAAGGCAGAGCUGCCGAAGCCGGAAGUGCCUGGACUUCCAAAGCCUACUUUGCCUGAGAUUCCUAAACCCACAUUUCCCGAACUCCCUAAGCCUGAGUUUCCUAAGCCCACGUUGCCUGAACUUCCAAAACCCACCUUACCAGAGCUCCCUAAACCCACUGUGCAUGAAGUACCCAAACCAACACUACCAGAAAUACCGAAGCCCAAAUUAGAUGAGGUGCCCAAGCCUAUUGAGCAUGAAUUGCCAAAGCCUACAUUGCCAGAGUUGCCUAAACCUACUGUACCUGAAAUGCCUAAGCCUGUGUUGCCUGAGGUGCCAAAACCAACCUUACCAGAGCUCCCUAAACCCUCUAUGCAUGAAGUACCCAAGCCUACAUUGCCACAGAUGCCGAAGCCCAGUUUGGAUGAGCUGCCCAAGCCAAUACAACCAGAACUACCAAAGCCACAAUCGGAUGAGGUGCCCAAGCCUACCGAGCAUGAAUUUCCCAAGCCUACCGAGCACGAAUUGCCCAAGCCUACUGAGCACGAAUUGCCUAAACCUACCGAGCACGAAUUGCCUAAACCUACCGAGCACGAAUUGCCCAAGCUUACCGAGCACGAAUUGCCUAAACCUACCGAGCACGAAUUUCCCAAGCCUACCGAGCACGAAUUGCCCAAGCCUACUGAGCACGAAUUGCCUAAACCUACUGUACCUGAAAUGCCAAAGCCCAUAUUGCCUGAGGUGCCAAAACCAACCAUACCAGAGCUCCCUAAACCAAUUGUGGAUGAAGUACCCAAACCUACAUUGCCACAAAUCCCAAUGCCCCAUUUGGAUGAACUUCCCAAGCCUACAUUGCCCGAGCUGCCAAAUCCUACAAUGCCCGAGUUACCCAAACCCACAGUGCAUGAGCUUCCCAAGCCUUCUCUACCUGAAAUGCCCAAACCCACUGUACCUGAGUUACCCAAGCCAACAAUUCCUCAACACCCUAAGUCUGCUAUCCCGGACAAGCCUUGA